This is a messenger RNA of Entrophospora sp. SA101, 342 nucleotides long. The record is from the annotation of a GenBank genome assembly. Lineage: Eukaryota; Fungi; Glomeromycota; Glomeromycetes; Entrophosporales; Entrophosporaceae.
AUGGUUCCAGUCGAAGAAACAAACAAACAAAAUUUCGUUAGACCACGUCAAGAUUGUCCUCACUGUAAUGACGCAAAAGAAAAUUGGCUUUGUUUGAAAUGCCAACAAGUAUUUUGUAGUAGUGCUCACAUGAGUGAACAUAAUCAAGAAACAUCUCAUCCAUUAGCCAUCUCUUUUAGUGAUAUGUCUGUGUGGUGUUAUGAAUGUGAUGAUUAUAUAGAUAGCCCAAAUCUCAAACAAAUCAUUACAGCAUGUUAUGUCUCUAAAUUUGGUGAAUUACCACCAAAUUCUAGUGGUAUACAAAUCUUGUCUGAUGAUAGUGGUGCAACCUCUUCAUCCUAA